Molecule: messenger RNA, 1667 nt
Organism: Boleophthalmus pectinirostris (great blue-spotted mudskipper)
Lineage: Eukaryota; Metazoa; Chordata; Actinopteri; Gobiiformes; Gobiidae
Gene: zdhhc21
Product: zinc finger DHHC-type palmitoyltransferase 21
Exons: 9
Coding region: 161-958 (265 amino acids)
Biological process (GO): protein targeting to membrane; peptidyl-L-cysteine S-palmitoylation
Cellular component (GO): endoplasmic reticulum; Golgi apparatus
Molecular function (GO): protein-cysteine S-palmitoyltransferase activity
Source: RefSeq, a predicted model, not a curated record
AGAGACGAAAUUGGUGUGUCCUGACAUACAGUGCAUCUCCGUAAAUCCUCUGUUGGGACUGUGGUGGACGAAGAAAACACAACAACAAAGUUUCAGGAAGUAGCUGUGGUCCUGCGAGCGCUGGAGAGGACAGGGGGUAGAAACAGUCCCAACAGCAGCCAUGAAGCUACGACUACAUUUUGUGGUGGACCCCAUGGGCUGGCUCUGCAUCAGUGUGGUGUUUGGCAUCUGGCUCUACAAUUCAUUUUUUGUCCCUAAACUUGUUCUACUUCCACACUACAAUGAAGGACACAUACCUUGGGCCAUUGUUGUUUGUUAUUACAUCGCAUCUGCAUUGUGCUUUGCGGCCCUGUUCAGAGCUUCCACAGCAGACCCCGGUCGUCUUCCUGUUGACCCUCAUAUACCUCAUUCUGAGCGAGAACACUGGGAGCUGUGCAAUAAAUGUAACUUAAUGAGACCAAAGAGGUCGCAUCACUGCAGCCGCUGUGGCCACUGUGUUCGCAGAAUGGACCAUCACUGUCCUUGGAUUAAUAACUGUGUGGGAGAAGACAACCAUUGGCUCUUCCUCCAGCUUUGUUUUUAUGCUCAGGUUCUCAGCUUGUUCACUCUUGUGCUGGACUUCUGCCAGUACUACUACUUCCAACCCCUGACACAACUGGAUCAGGAGAAAUUUACAACACGACAUGAACUGGCUUUGCUGCGAGUUUCAGCGCUCAUGGGAGUGGUCAUGUUUGGUGGCAUGACCAGUUUGUUCUACACUCAAAUGACAGGAAUCCUUUCAGAUACAACAACUAUAGAGAAAAUGUCUCAGUUCUCAAAUGACAUGUUAAAUUCAAAGAAGAAGUGGCAGAGGGCGUUGGCUGAGGUCUGUGGUACUCGAUGGAAACUGCUGUGGCUGCUUCCACUCAGAGCGAGGCAGCCUCUCCAGUCAGGACACCAUUACCGCUCCCACGUUUAGGUCAGAGAUAUUUUAUUCCCUUUAAAUUGUAUGAGCUAUAAGAACACUACACCAACAGGAUCCAAUGUCCCUUUUGCGGAUUUAUUAGAAGAUAUGACACAUCAAACCUCUUUGCGUUUUUUGUUGCUUCUUGGCUUUUUUCAAAAUAUCUGACUGAUUUUGAGGACUGCUUUGCCGAAUCAAGAAACUCCAAUGGAAAAUUUAUGUUUGUUUUUGCGCACUGUGAAACUUGACAACCUUUGAAAGACUUGGAUUGCGUUGGAAAACAAGCCCUCACUCAGGUUAAAUAUAUAAAAAAAAAACUUUAUUAACUGACCUUCAAUCAGACACGGAAUGAGAAUGACUGCAGUGUAUAUGGGGUUUUCUGUAAGAUGUUGGUGCCUUGUUUUAUUUAAUCAUAUUUAAUUUUGUUGCAUGAGCUGGUUUUAAUCUUAUGUUUUUAAAUAUUUAUUUUUAUAUGGGAUUUUUUUUGUCUGAGGGGAAUGUUGCAGUUACACUGGUUGAUUUUUGAAUGUUUUCCUUCAUUGUUGUUGGAUUUUUGUAUCAUGUUUUAUGAAGCGUGACCAUGUACUUAGGCAGCCUCAAUAUUAUGACUGCUGACGGUAAAAUACACACUUAAAAUUUUUGUCAUAGAUGAUUUUGUAAACAUUUUGUCUUCAAUGUGUUAAAAGAACAAGAUAAUAAGCCAUGUUCUGACAAGGAGGAAAUC